AUGGAUGGGGAUAUACCUAAUAUAAAGAAGUGGAUUGUGUUCUACCCAAUUUACAUAAAUUCAAAGAAAACGAUUGCUGAGGGUCGGCGGAUUAACGCUAGCAAAGCGUGUGAAAACCCUACUUGUGUUGAGAUUGGUGAUUGUUGUAGCUACCUCAAACUCCCUUUUGCUAUCGAGAUUGAUAAGGCGUAUCCGCGUGAUUUUAUGCAAAGAGGGAGGGUGAGGGUUUUGCUGAAAAAGGAAGAUGGGACUCUGUGCCAUCCGGCUAUAUCUUCUAGGAAACAGCUGAUGCUCCAUGUUGCUGAGUUGGUUCCGAGACACCCUGGGAGGACUAAGAAACAGGAACCCACAUCCACCUCGACUGCUGCACCUUCCAAGUCUGGGAAGGGCGUCGAGCAAUACAAGAUCUUUGAGUUGCUAAAUGGUGGUUAUAGACUUGCAUUAGAUGAAAAAUGA
Messenger RNA from Ilex paraguariensis (yerba mate), 456 nucleotides. Lineage: Eukaryota; Viridiplantae; Streptophyta; Magnoliopsida; Aquifoliales; Aquifoliaceae. The record is from the annotation of a GenBank genome assembly.